Molecule: messenger RNA, 1148 nt
Organism: Medicago truncatula (barrel medic)
Lineage: Eukaryota; Viridiplantae; Streptophyta; Magnoliopsida; Fabales; Fabaceae
Product: chitinase 2
Exons: 1
Coding region: 81-983 (300 amino acids)
Biological process (GO): carbohydrate metabolic process
Source: RefSeq, a predicted model, not a curated record
AAGGGAAACAUGGUUGAUCAUUAAUUCCCACAAAAGCCAAUUAAUUUGCAUUAAUCUCCCCCUCCUUUCUAAUUGUGAGAAUGCCUAAAAUCUUUCGGGAAUACAUUGGUGUGAAGCCAUACUCAAAAAGUUUACGUGAUUUUCCAAUUAAUAUCAUCAACUCCAAUAUCUCAGAAUUCCACUUCAUUUUGGGCUUUGCAAGCGAGGAGUAUGAUGAUAAAAAAAGAGGCACAGGAGUUUUCAAAACAACUUGGAACGUUGAAUUCUUCGGUCCAGAAGAUGUGAAACGGUUGAAGGAAAAUAAUAAAAAUGUGAAGGUGGUAAUAAGCUUUGGAGGUUGUGACGAAAAAACUCCAUUCAAUCCUGCUGAGGAUAAUAUAUGGACGGAGAAAGCUGUGGCUUCACUCAAAGUGAUCAUCCUAAGAUUCAAGGAUCAAAGUGGCAGAAGUAUAAUUGAUGGUAUUGACAUCAAUUAUGAGCACAUCCUCACAAGUGUUGAUAAAGAUCGAUGUCGUUUCGCGGAGUGCUUAGGGCAAGUUAUAACAGAUCUCAAGAAAGAUAGAGAUCUGAAUAUCAAUGUUGUGUCCAUUGCUCCAUCCGAGCAAAAUGAUUCGCAUUACCGCAAAUUGUAUUGGGAAAACAAGGACAAUAUUAAUUUGGUUGACUACAAGUUAUACAACCAAACUAAAAUUGUACAAACAUCUGAAGAAUUUGUGAAACUUUAUUCAAAGAUAGCGAAUGACUACUCUCCUGAAAAAUUCCUUCCAGGAAUUAGCACCGACCCGGGUGACACCGAGCCUGCAGAUAAGAUUAUUAAGAUGCCAAGGGAGAUCUUCAUUGCUGGAUGCAAACAUCUUAUGCAAUACUCCACACUCCCUGGUAUUUUUCUUUGGAAUGCUCAUGACUCUGUGGUUCCUCCCUCUGGUGAGACCAAACCUUUCCUCCUUGAGGACAUCUUGCAAAGCCUCCUCCUCGUCACAUAACUAUGAAUUGAUGAGUUUAUAGCCAGCUAUAUCAUUUUGUACUUGUAAUUUUGUGUGUGCUUUUGUAUUAUAUUGUGAGUGUGGAGAAUUACUUCUCUUUUAUCAAUAUAUCAUGUGCUUGUAAUAAUAGUUAAUAAUAAAAUGCAUAAUAUUUUCAUUGAAAAA